AUGGUCCGCCUCUCCGUCCCAUUCACUAUCGCUUCCACGCUGCUCGCCAGCAGCAUGGCCGCAUGUUCAAACACUGGGCAGGCGCAGAUGGUCACAUACGUCAAGCGAGGAACCAACUUGACCCAGGCUCAGUUUUGGGACUACUGGCAGACCCAGCACGCCCCCAAGGUUGCCCCCUUGGCUGUGCACUUCAACAUCACACGUUACCAGCAGAUCCAAGUCGGUGGUCAGAUUCUUCCCACCGAAGCAGGUUCAACCGUGCCAGCGUCCACUGUUCCGGUCGACUUUGAUGGUAUUGCCAUGUUCCUCUACAAAUCGCCCGAGGUUCUUACGGCCAUGCUCUCUCAUCCCUACUACCUCGCCGUUGUUGAGCCUGACGAACACGUCUUUAUUGACAAGAGUGCUUUUGGUAACGGCAUGGUCGCAACAUUUGUUGGUACCGAUAUCGAGAUCGUUGACGGGAAACAAGAUGUGUGGGUAGGAAGCCAGGCUACGCGGGAAAAGUUCCAAAAGAUCUUCGAGUCGUACCUGUAG
Molecule: messenger RNA, 534 nt
Organism: Colletotrichum godetiae
Lineage: Eukaryota; Fungi; Ascomycota; Sordariomycetes; Glomerellales; Glomerellaceae
Product: EthD domain-containing protein
Exons: 2
Coding region: 1-534 (177 amino acids)
Molecular function (GO): oxidoreductase activity
Source: RefSeq, a predicted model, not a curated record